AUGCCUUCCAUCCUCCUCAAGACCAUUGCUCUCCUCUCCCUUGCCAGCUUCACACUCGCUGACCUUCACACCAAUGGCAUAUGCGUAGACACCAAGAGCGGAGUCUAUGUGUACAACGCUGAUGCCACCGCCGCCACCUGCACAAACUACAAGGACAGAAACACAGGUUCAGAACAAUGGGACACAUGCCCCGAUUGCACCAUGAUUACAACUGGUGUUCCACAUUGUGAAUCCGCUGGUUCGCAUAUUGGUGGUGAUGAGGUGGCUCUUUGGCAAACUAAGCGCCUGAGGGACGUUGGUGAGAGAAAGAAGUGUACUUUUAUUGGAGGGAUUCUUGGCGAGCAUUUUGGGGAGAAAGAUCUUGGUAAAUACUUGUUCAGCGAAGCGAAAUUUGAAGGAUUCAUGGCAAGACGCUAUGUGUUUGAUUCAUUCACAUAUCGAAUGAUCUAA
This is a messenger RNA of Botrytis fragariae, 450 nucleotides long. RefSeq lists its product as uncharacterized. The coding region runs from base 1 to 450 and encodes 149 amino acids. The record is from RefSeq and is a predicted model, not a curated record. Lineage: Eukaryota; Fungi; Ascomycota; Leotiomycetes; Helotiales; Sclerotiniaceae. The transcript has 3 exons.